This is a messenger RNA of Teleopsis dalmanni, 534 nucleotides long. RefSeq lists its product as uncharacterized. Bases 164 to 502 code for a protein of 112 amino acids. The transcript has 3 exons. Lineage: Eukaryota; Metazoa; Arthropoda; Insecta; Diptera; Diopsidae. The record is from RefSeq and is a predicted model, not a curated record.
AUUUUUUCAUGGCGUUUUCAAUUGUGUAAAUCAUUGGAAAAAAUAAAAUUAUAAACAAAAAGAUUGGUAAAGUGGUCGAAACAAUAAACAAACACCUUCAUUUCGAUACAAACAGUGAAGUGUAGCAGUUGCAGUUUAGGCUGACUUCCACCAGAAACUCACGAUGACGAAGUUGAAAAUUUUAAUCUUGUUGACUGCUUGCAUUUUGUGCAGUGUUGAAGCGAUAUAUCCACCAAGUCAGCGACAGGUACAGCUAGUAGAAAUCACCUUGCCAAAUGUAAUAGAGGACUUCGAAUAUGUGCCCACACAAGGUGGAUACAGAUAUAGCUACAAAGUCUUCGGUGGUCCCAAACGUGAAGAAUACGGUGUAAUACCAAAUGCGGAGGCGGCGACUGGUGUGCGUGGCUCAGGUAGAGACCAAGGUAAAACCAAAUCGAAACCACGCUACGGUACUAAAAAUCGAAAAUUAUCACCGAAAUCAUUACAAUCGCUUGCGGGAUAAUUGAAACUAUUCGAGGCAUUGGUUUUGUGACC